Messenger RNA from Biomphalaria glabrata, 893 nucleotides. RefSeq names its product probable H/ACA ribonucleoprotein complex subunit 1-like protein. NCBI's taxonomy places the organism in Eukaryota, Metazoa, Mollusca, Gastropoda, Planorbidae. Gene Ontology annotation, molecular function: box H/ACA snoRNA binding. Gene Ontology annotation, biological process: ribosome biogenesis; snoRNA guided rRNA pseudouridine synthesis. The record is from RefSeq and is a predicted model, not a curated record. The transcript is spliced from 8 exons. Gene Ontology annotation, cellular component: box H/ACA snoRNP complex. Bases 157 to 783 code for a protein of 208 amino acids.
ACUACCAAGGCCAAGGGAUAUUUAUUAAACUUUUAAAGCACGUCCACAGCUUGGACAGGGGGAUACUUGAAUUGAUUUUGACAGGUUUCUAGAUCUACGUCAAAAGUGAAUAAGUCAGACUAAGUUUAAUAGUACAUUAAUUAAAUUUUGGUCAAGAUGAGCUUCAGGGGUGGAAGAGGAGGAGGCAGAGGAAGAGGUGGUGGAGGAUUUAGAGGUGGCAGAGGAGGUGGUAACUUUGGUAACAGAUAUCAAGAUCAAGGGCCUCCUGAGGAGGUUAUGGAAAUUGGUUACAUGACACAUACAUGUGAAGAAGACCUAGUAAUAAAAAGUACCAGCGACAAGAUACCAUACUUCAAUGCCCCCAUUUACCUCCAAAACAAACAACAGAUUGGAAAAGUUGAUGAAAUAUUUGGACCUAUUAAAGAUUUUUAUUUCUCAGUAAAACUUUCAGACAACAUGAAAGCAAAGUCAUUUGAAGCAUCAUCUAAGUUUUAUAUAGAUCCUGCCAAACUUUUACCACUAGCAAGAUUUCUCCCCAGACCUGCUGGCCAAAGAGGAGUUGGCAAAAGAGGAGGUUUUGACAGAGGUGGUCGUGGUAGAGGUGGUUUUGACAGGGGCAGAGGAGGUCGUGGAGGAUUUGACAGAGGUCGAGGGGGGCGAGGCAGGGGUGGUGACAGAGGAGGAAGAGGGGGUGGUUUUAGAGGUGGCGAUAGGGGUGGGCGAGGGGGUGGUUUUAGAGGAAAUAGAGGAGGUGGGUUUAAUAAUAGAUUUGGUCAAAGCUAACUUCUAAUGUAUAUUAAUGAAUGUUGAAUGUUACAUUAUGUAUGUUAAUAAAUAUGCCCGUUUUAUUCAAUAGCCUCUUGUUUUAUAAUUAUAAUAUUAAAUUCAAGAAA